CCUCGCUCUGCUAUAUCGCUGAGGGCACCUCCUCAACUCUUAUGAAUAGCCCCACGGGCACCCUCUCGGAUAUACAAUUGCAGGAUAUGCCCGCGAAUAUAGAUCUCGACGGAUGUCUUCUGCACAACGAUUCUCCGGACUCAGACCAGAAAGUCGCUCUUUUGCGUCUCCUUCGUGACCUAGAAGCUCGGGUGCGCGCGCUCGAUCAGACAUCGACGGACGAGCCUACCUGGGCCGAUCAUGUCGAGGAACCCAGUCCGCUCGACCACGAGCUACAGUUAUGCCAUAUGGCGCUCAACUCUCCCAUCCGUCUAAUGCCCAACGAGCUCCUUGCGUGUAUCUUGCGUCACGUCCCUCAUAAGCGAUCCUCGCCGGCUUCUGUUUUCAAGCACGUCCAGGUCUGUCAGCGUUGGCGCGCGGUCGCUUUGGAGGAACCACAGAUAUGGACGAAGCUCACUCUCGAGGAUUCCCAGGCCACUGGUGCGAAUGCGGUGGAACAGGUCCACGCAUGGUUCAGGAGAGCGCACCCACUGCCUGUAUCCUUCACUAUCCUGCGGCCCUGGGGACACGGGCGACGGCGGGCAGACUCUGCUCAUAUCCUCGAUGAGAGCAUCUUGCCGCUCACUUCGCAAAUGUCUACUCUGGACAUUGACGGAACCUUAAAGCGUGUGCUCAGCUUCACGCGGCACCCGCCGUGCUCUUUUCCGGAGCUAGUCAGGCUUCGCCUUAACCUCCCCCACAAGUAUCGAGGCGAUUCGCCGUUGCCGUGCUCGAUAUUUGCAGACUUGGGUCAGCUUCGCGCACUCUCCAUCGGCUCGCUCCAUUCCCUGACCCAACAAUGUCUCGACGUGGCCAUACCUGCCCCAUGGGAGCAGUUGCAGGAGCUCGAGCUCGACUGCAUAUCCGACGUGCACGACAUGCCACGGAUAUUCUUGCAAUGCAGAUCGUUGCGCCGGGCUGUCCUGCGCUACGGGUAUAGACCGCUGCAUCUCCCGCAGCCGCCUCCGAGCCCUGUAGAGUUUCCUUAUCUGGAGACGUUGACGCUGAAAUCGGAGCGCUGGCUGGGUGCGCUACUAGAUGCGGUCCUUCUCCCCUCCUUGACGGCAUUCGACGUGGAACUUGGCGAAUAUCGACCUGGGCAUAUCUCUUGGGCUGCCUGGUCACAAUUGGAGACUCUUGCUCGAAGAGCGCCUGACCUGCAGAGCCUGACGAUGCGCCACAUCGAUUUCAUGGGUCGCGAUGUCGCUUUUGCGUCUCUUUUGGAAUGUGUGCCGCAGUUGGAGCGUCUCGUGCUCGUCGACGUCACUGCGGACCCGACGUGCCUCCUUCCGCUCUUCUACGACGAGCGCGAGCUGGUCCCGCAGCUCAGGGUCCUGCGUUUCGACAGGCUUGAUGUUGGAAUUAACGACAUGGAAGAGGCGGGUCCAAUUUACGCGGAAGCUUACGAGCUUCUGUACGAGCUCCUGGAGUACCGCGACUUCCGCUCCGUGCGGGGCGAGUUCUCUAUCGACUGGAAAGCCUUCGACUACGAGGAGAUGCCACUGGACAUAUGCGAAGAUCAGGUGUACUUGCUAAGGGACAUCGUAGGUCAUUACGAGGACGGCACGAUCAUAGACGUGGAGGACGUUGAAGGCAUAAUCGAGCGCAUUCAAUCUCGCGAAGAUGGAUACUGCACGACAGACUCUGGCAUGGACUCCGAUCGUGACUACUAG
Schizophyllum commune H4-8 is the source of this 1712-nucleotide messenger RNA. RefSeq lists its product as uncharacterized. Gene Ontology annotation, molecular function: protein binding. Bases 42 to 1712 code for a protein of 556 amino acids. NCBI's taxonomy places the organism in Eukaryota, Fungi, Basidiomycota, Agaricomycetes, Agaricales, Schizophyllaceae. The transcript has 2 exons. The record is from RefSeq and is a predicted model, not a curated record.